AUGUUUGAUCUCGACGGUAUAUAUAAUUCUCAAAAUCAACGUAUUUGGGCUGCCAGUAGAGAUGAAGCAGAUAAAAAAGGUGGCAUCCAAAUGAAACAGAAGUUUCCUCAAAAGUUCAUGAUCUGGCUAGGUGUUUGCUCCAAAGGAGUAACACCAUUAGUCAUUCUCGACCAAGGAACAGUAGAUCAUGUUGAAUAUAUCCAGAAAGUUCUUCCAAUUACACUUGAAUAUGGAAAUAAGACUUUUGGAGAACAUUGGACAUUUCAACAGGACGAUAAAAAGCAUUGGCCACCAAAUAGUCCAAAUUUAAAUCCAUUGGACUAUUGCAUCUGGGAUGAAUUUGCGCAGUGUGUCAACUGGGAGAAAGUAACAUCGAAACCCACACUAAUUGAUGAAUUAAAACGUGCAGUCAAAAAAAUUCGGCAAGAUGUUGUAUUACAAAGUUGUUCAUCUUGGACUGUUCGUUUACAGCGUGUUUUAAAAAAUGAUGGACGUUAUUUAAAAAAAUAA
Molecule: messenger RNA, 510 nt
Organism: Rotaria sp. Silwood2
Lineage: Eukaryota; Metazoa; Rotifera; Eurotatoria; Philodinida; Philodinidae
Source: the annotation of a GenBank genome assembly